AUUAACUCUGAAUAUUUCAAGUGACGUUGACUCAAUUCAUCUGCCUGAUAAACAGCCCGCCUUGUACGGCGUUUCACUUAAUAUCCUUGAUAAUGCUGGUAACUUCAAACAAGCAAGACGAUUUGUAUUGUUUGAUAAAUCAUCAGAGAUUCAUAUCAAUGCAGAAAACAAACUUAGAGUAUAUACCGGAAAUAAAGCCACAAACUUUACGUGGCAGACGAAUCAUGGGAAGAUUUGUGUACACUGGGUUGAGCGAUAUUACAAUUCUUUUCAUAUUCAUCAUAAUUUGCUAAGAAAAAUAAAAGCUGACUAUCACAAUCUUUAUAAUGGAGUUUAUGAACAGUACAAUGGUCAACUUCCAGUGAAAGGGACGCCAAAUAUUCAUGGAAUUCUUGAAUUUCGUUACGUUUUUGCCCUUAACAAUAGGGUGUUGGAUAAUAAAACUGCUCCAAAUUUCCUAAAUCAGUCGAUUUGUGAAAAUUACAGCAUAAGGGAUGGGGAAACGUAUGAUAUCACCGUCAUUCCGAGAGAUGUAAUGGACAAUACAAUUAAUGAAACCAUCGCAGUUCAUAUAGAUACAAGCGUACCUGACAUUGUCGAAAUGUACUUGAUAAAAGAUGGAGUGCGUCAUUUGUUCGUUCAUAAUUCCACAGACCUUUCGAGAAUGAAGAUAUCCUUUAGAGCUUUGGAUGAACACAGUGGACUAAAUUCUAUUGAAUGGAUGCUGGGCACAUCUCCUGAUGGUGGGGAGCUAGGAAGAGGUUCCAUUGCAGUGAAUCGUCUGGAACCUGGGGUAACUUGUAACCAUACGGAAAAUUGCUAUUGCCCAAAAGUUGGAGUUUGUGAGAAAGCCCUGUACAGCGUGAAGUUCAAUAGCUUGAUCAAGAAUAAUAAACAGAACGGGCACCACAACCGGGAGUAUUUUUUUACAGUUAAAGUAACUAACAAUGCUAUGCUGGUAAGUAUUUCUAGAACGGAUAUCUUAGCUGAUGAUUCCCCUCCCGUAAGUGGAAAUGCUAUGGAAGGAGAAAUUGGAUCCCAAGAGAUAGACUAUACUUGUAAUAGAGAAAUAAUCGUGAGGUGGAGCGGAUUUAUUGAUCAUGAGAGUGGUAUUAAAAAAUAUCGGAUUGGAUUCAAUGACAAGUGUUUGUCAAGAGAAGAUUUACUUCAUAAUAAUCAUGCUACGCUUCUAAGUUAUAUUUACGAAACAAAUGAGCAGCAAAUCAAAGUGCGUGCGGACCACCCGGGUCUGUACUUUACAAGUGUAAUUGCUUAUAAUUAUGCUAUGGAAGCUUCGGAAGUGGCGUGCUCCAAUGGCAUUACAUACGAUAUCUCUCCACCAAAAUUAUACAAUAUAAUUUUAGAGCACGCAAAAACAACAGAAGGCAUUGCAUGUUACAACAGGACUCCGUGGUUAAUACUCCAAAAUUUCACCGCUGUCAAACUAGAAAUGACGCAAGCUUGCCAGAAAAUAUGCAACGAAAGCAGUAAAGAAUUUCCGCUUUUAGAGAACAUGUUCUAUGUAAAGCAAGAACAUUUUAAUGAUACAUCCUACGCGGACUCAAUAUGCAAGAAUUUAGGGAUAUAUUUUAAAAACAUUAAAGUAUAUAUUCCCUCAGACACAAUUUCUCUUUCUUGGAAUGUCACCGACUUAGAAACACAGAUACAUGACAUUUUAAUUGGGUUUGCAUCGACUAAAUCACAAUCUGAAACACCCGACAUUUUAUCGUUUACACCUGCUAAGCGUUUGCAGAGUGAUAAACGUUUGCAUUCAGCACUUGACUCAGGAACUCCUUUUUAUAUCACAAUAAAAGCCACAAGUAAAGCUGGCUUGGAAACAUCUGCAACAAUAGGCCCAGUGGUAAUUGACGAUACACCGCCUUUAUACAGGGGCGGUGUCAACAUUGUUUUGGGUGAUAAGUUUGCAUUUGUUGCAUGGACCAAUGAGACAUUUGUUGACGAAGAACAGGAUGAGCCAAUAUCAAUGGUCUUGUUCAAAAUAGGGCAAGGAUCCACUUUUAAAACUCCACUUCUGCAAGGUUACCUUUCCAACAGCUGUCCAAAUCCAACUGAUAAUCGAA
This is a messenger RNA of Saccostrea cuccullata (small rock oyster), 2081 nucleotides long. RefSeq lists its product as uncharacterized. The record is from RefSeq and is a predicted model, not a curated record. The transcript has 3 exons. Lineage: Eukaryota; Metazoa; Mollusca; Bivalvia; Ostreida; Ostreidae. The annotation marks the transcript as partial.